Darwinula stevensoni is the source of this 630-nucleotide messenger RNA. The record is from the annotation of a GenBank genome assembly. Lineage: Eukaryota; Metazoa; Arthropoda; Ostracoda; Podocopida; Darwinulidae.
GAUAAGAUCGAUUCCGUCGAGUCAUUGCCGUUACCUUUGCCCAGUCACGAGGCGAUGUGGAACGGAUAUGACUUUGAUCCAUUCUCAGUAGUUCAUCUGUCAGUUUAUAAAUUUUGCAGACAGAAAUGUAGAAGAUCCAAAGAAAAGAAAAGGGGAAAAAAGCUUCACUCUCAUCAUGGAGGUCACCUUCUCUCCCGUUCGGCAUGAAUUUAACGAUUCAUCUUCAUGAAAGUGCCCGGGGAAGAGAGGAUGUCAAACGGAGGGAUGUAUGGGUCAGUGCAAUCUCUACACGAAGGAAAUGAUUCAAUAUCGAAUGUCUUGAAACGUGACGAUGGAAUUACUCGAUCUUUCUCCUCGGGAGCUCUCUCACAAGAAGAGAAAGAAAACAAGAGGAGAAGAGGAGCACGGGGUUCCCCGUCCUAUUCCCCAGAUGAAUCUCUUCUGUUUGGGGUUUCGUUUCAACCUGGGCCGAGUGGCAUCAUGGCCGCCUCCACAUCGCCCACGUCUUCUUUCGGGCCUCAAUUCCCUCCUCAAUUAGGCCCUCCCGUCGGCAUUGCAUUUGCUAGGGCCAUCGCCCACAAGUGCUGCCCUUCUAUCCUGACACGAUUCACCAGAGAAGCCAGGUGGGUU